Molecule: messenger RNA, 627 nt
Organism: Schistosoma guineensis
Lineage: Eukaryota; Metazoa; Platyhelminthes; Trematoda; Strigeidida; Schistosomatidae
Source: the annotation of a GenBank genome assembly
AUGGUUUUUUUUUUGAAUUCUCAGAUACUUGACGAAUCUAUGUGUGUUGUUCGUGAAGAUCUUACGGAAUGGUUACAACAUUAUUUAUUUUCAACGGCUAACGCAUGUCCCAUAGAAGCACAUUAUCUACUUUGUCGUUUAGCAUCAGGUCUGUGGCUUUCUAGACUAGCUUAUAAACUACAUUAUUCGAUUUUGGAAUCAGGUUAUCAAAUUGCAUUAAAAUCAAAAUCAACACAUAAUAAUAACAAUAAUAAUAAUGGUCGUUCAUAUGAAUUUCUGAGAGGUGCAGUGUCCAAUCGUGACUUGAAAAAUCUUACUCCAGUUUCAUUACCAUCAUUUCCCUCCACAUUAACUGAUUGUGCUAAACUACCACUUGGUCCGUCAGAUCUCUGUUCCUUUUCAUCACAACCUUCUACUCAUAAACGUAAUUCAAAUAUGUCAAAUUGUGAUAUGGAUUUUCCUAAAGAAAAUAUCUCAAUAAAAUCUCGAGUUGCUGAUCGUUGGAUAGCUCGUGAUAAUGUUAGUGCGUUUAUUAAAUGGUGCAAAGAUUUGGGUGUACCAGAAACAAUAUUAUUUGAAACAAAUGGAUUAACACUUCUGUUUCAUACUUGCUUAACGUACCUGUAA